This is a messenger RNA of Coffea arabica (coffee), 1835 nucleotides long. Lineage: Eukaryota; Viridiplantae; Streptophyta; Magnoliopsida; Gentianales; Rubiaceae. The record is from RefSeq and is a predicted model, not a curated record.
UUCAUAUUUUCUUGUUUGCUCUGUUUUAGUCUCUCUCUCUCUCUCUCUCUCACAUUCAGAGGAAGAAAAAGAAGAGUCUUUGUAAAGAUAUAAAACCACCCUGCAUUUUAGGCGGAUAAAGCGGUCUCCUCACAGAUCCAUAUCCUACUUUGGCAUGUGUUUCCUGCUCUUUUUAGCCGAACCCCUUAUUUAUUUUUUUGUUUUUCCCAAUGUAUCAUUCAGGGCCUAAGUGCCUAACAUUUCAUGCUGCUCUCAAUGAAAAUGAUCCUCGUAUCAGUGAGUUCGUACAAAAUCCAUGUGAAAAAUAAUCAAUCUCCAUUGCUUUGUGUAAUCAGAGGACUAUUAGCCUGUUGUCCUGAGUUCUUUCUGCAAAGGUGGUGGCUUUUCUUUUUUUGCCGCCUGUGUACUGGUUUUAAUGUCUGUCACUCUGUGUUCUGUUUCUUAUAUUUUUUUACCUUUCUAUCUGCAAUUCUAAUUUUCCCUUUUGGAAUUAAUCUGCAGAUUUGCUAAUGAUUAGAAGCUCUGCAUGUGACAUGCAUCAUGAUUCCUGAAUUCAUAUACUUUUUCCUGCCCAAAUCUAAGCUCCUUGGAAUCUUGCCACUUGUGGGCAUCAAUGGGUGAAAUAGAUAGUUUGACUGUGAAAAGAAUGGAGGAGGGAUGUGAUUUUCGACCGUGGGAUGAACUGAUACCUGAUACACUUGGUUUAAUAUUCAGAAAUCUCUCCCUUCUGGAGAUACUUACUGUGGUUCCUGGAGUUUGCAAAUCAUGGAGGAAAGCAGUUAUGGGGCCUUAUUGUUGGCAAGAGAUUGACAUUGAGGAAUGGAGCCAGCACUGUAGUCCUGAAAACAUCGAUCAAAUGCUGCAGUUGCUCAUCACGAGAAGCUGUGGUUCGUUUCGCAAACUAUGUGUUUCUGGCAUCUCCAAUGAUCUGAGCUUUGCAUAUAUCGCUAACCAUGCUAAAUGUUUACAGACGCUGCGAUUGCCAAGAAGUCAAAUUAGCCACUCAAUAGUGGAACAAGUUGCAGCGAUGCUCUCGACUUUAACUUUUCUGGAUUUGAGCUACUGCAUAAAGAUCGGAGCAGAAGCACUCGAAGCAAUAGGAAAGAACUGCAAAUUUCUCACAGGGUUACGUCGAAUAAUGCACCCACUAGAGGUGAUUGACAAACUCUCCCAAGAUGAUGAAGCACUUGCCAUUGCAUCAACAAUGCCCAAACUCAAGCAUCUUGAGAUUGCUUACCUGCUUGUAAGCACAAGCAGUGUGAUUGAGAUUCUUACAAACUGCAGACAGCUAGAACUACUGGAUGUGCGAGGGUGUUUCAAUGUAAAUCUUGAUGAGAACUUUGUGAAGAAAUUCCCAAGAUUGAAGCUUGUUGGUCCCAAUGUUGUAGAUUAUUAUGAUAUGAAUGGUUGGGAUAGUUGCUCAGAUUACUCUGGUUCUUCAGGCUACUUAGCCUGGGAUUUUGUUGCUGGCAUGGGCGAUGAUUAUGAUGAAAUAAGUGAUGGCUAUUGGGGAGAUGAGCAACAAAUCGAGGACGUUGAAAUGUGGUUUUACGAUGAUGUCGAGGCAAUGGAUGCUGGAUAUGACUGGCCCCAAUCUCCUUGAAGUUGAUAUAUGUCAGUUAGUGCUCAACUGCGUGUAGAGUUUUUAUGGUUGUUUUUCUGGGUCAUGGUACCAAAGUUUCUGCUUGUAUUACUGCUUGUAUGAAGUUUUUCUGCUUCCUUUACGAUGUAAAUAUAAGAUGCGUGUGCUGGCUUCAUAUGAUACUGCUCUUCUACAAAAAAACUUUCUAUCACAGCAAUAAUACAAUGGCUCUUCUCUGCCUGACUUUUGGCCU